Messenger RNA from Hypoxylon trugodes, 1290 nucleotides. RefSeq lists its product as uncharacterized. Gene Ontology annotation, molecular function: NEDD8 activating enzyme activity. The coding region runs from base 1 to 1290 and encodes 429 amino acids. The transcript has 3 exons. Gene Ontology annotation, biological process: protein neddylation. Gene Ontology annotation, cellular component: cytoplasm; nucleus. The record is from RefSeq and is a predicted model, not a curated record. NCBI's taxonomy places the organism in Eukaryota, Fungi, Ascomycota, Sordariomycetes, Xylariales, Hypoxylaceae.
AUGGCGGCCGCCGCAGUGGUUGCGGGUACUUCGAGAUGGCAAUAUCUAGAUCGAAUUCGCAAGACAACUGGUCCAUUCAACGAAGAUUCCGACGUUAGCGAUGAUGCCCUUGCCGCACAGGACAAGGCCAAGAUCUUGGUCAUCGGAGCUGGGGGUCUCGGUUGUGAAAUACUCAAGAACCUUGCCCUGUCUGGUUUCAAGGAUAUACAUGUUAUAGAUAUGGACACCAUCGACAUCUCCAAUCUAAACCGCCAAUUCCUCUUCCGUAAAGACGACGUGGGAAAGUUCAAGGCAGAAGUCGCUGCCAAGUUCGUCGAGAAGCGAGUCAAAGGAGUCAAAAUCACACCUCACAAUUGCCGAAUACAAGAGUUCGACGAGGACUUCUAUAUGCAAUUUCAACUUGUUGUUUGCGGUCUCGACAGCAUCGAAGCACGCCGAUGGAUCAACGCGGCCCUCGUGAAUAUGGUCGAUAUGGAUAACCAAGACUCUCUAAAGCCACUUAUCGACGGCGGAACCGAAGGAUUUAAAGGCCAAACCAGAGUCGUAUUCCCUACCCUAACACCAUGUAUCGAGUGCCAACUAGACCUUUAUACCCCCAGAGCUGCUGUACCUCUGUGUACCCUAGCCACUAUUCCACGUCAACCCGAACACUGCAUAGAAUGGGCUCAUAUCAUUGCAUGGGAUCAAGAAAAGCCGUUCCCAAGCCUAGACAAGGAUGACCCCGAGCACAUCACAUGGCUUUACCAGAAAGCCCUCACACGAGCCCAAGAAUUCGGUAUCACCGGUGUUACCUACUCAUUAACCCAAGGCGUGGUUAAAAACAUUAUCCCAGCAAUAGCUUCCACCAACGCCAUCAUCGCCGCCAGCUGCUGUAAUGAGGCCUUGAAGAUCGCUACCUCCGUGGCGCCGGCGCUAGGGUUCGAAGAAAAUUAUAUGAUGUACUCCGGCGAUGACAGCAUUUACACCAAUACCUUCAAAUAUGAGAAGAAAGAGGACUGUGCCGUGUGUGGCAACAUGGCCAAGCCUCUUCAGGUUGACCCCAGUUGGACAUUGAGAGAGCUCCUUGCUUCUUUCUCCACAAAAGCCGACCUUCAGCUGAAGAAGCCUUCCAUCAGAGCCGAAGGUAAGACCCUGUACAUGCAAUUUCCUCCGGGUAUCGAGGAGCAAACACGGCCGAACCUAGACAAGACUCUGAAGGAGGGGCUGGGUUUGGAUGUAAACCACGAGAUUGUCGUCACAGAUCCGGCGUUCCCGGCCUUGACCUUCAAAUUCAUUCUUCGUUUCACAUAA